Mesocricetus auratus (golden hamster) is the source of this 3794-nucleotide messenger RNA. It is a transcript of the gene Nrg3, whose product is annotated as neuregulin 3. The coding region runs from base 39 to 2210 and encodes 723 amino acids. The record is from RefSeq and is a predicted model, not a curated record. Lineage: Eukaryota; Metazoa; Chordata; Mammalia; Rodentia; Cricetidae. Gene Ontology annotation, molecular function: chemorepellent activity. Gene Ontology annotation, biological process: nervous system development; intracellular signal transduction; animal organ development. The transcript has 10 exons.
GGCCCUCGGGGGGGCGACGGUGAAGACCGGCUCCUAGGAUGAGUGAAGGGGCGGCCGCUGCCUCGCCACCUGGUGCCGCUUCGGCAGCCGCCGCCUCGGCCGAGGAGGGCACCGCGGCGGCUGCGGCGGCGGCGGCGGCGGGCGGGGGCCCGGACGGCGGCGGAGAAGGGGCGGCCGAGCCCCCCCGGGAGUUACGCUGUAGCGACUGCAUCGUGUGGAACCGGCAGCAGACGUGGUUGUGCGUGGUGCCUCUGUUCAUCGGCUUCAUCGGCCUUGGGCUCAGCCUCAUGCUGCUUAAAUGGAUCGUGGUGGGCUCCGUCAAGGAGUACGUGCCCACGGACCUGGUGGACUCCAAGGGAAUGGGCCAGGACCCCUUCUUCCUCUCCAAGCCCAGCUCUUUCCCCAAGGCUAUGGAAACCACCACUACCACCACUUCCACCAUGUCCCCAGCCACCCCCUCUGCCGGCGGCGCAGCCUCCUCCAGGACGCCUAACCGGAUUAGCACCCGCUUGACCACCAUCACUCGGGCCCCCACUCGCUUCCCUGGGCACCGGGUGCCCAUCCGGGCUAGCCCGCGCUCUACCACGGCACGGAACACUGCUGCCCCCCCGACGGUCCUGUCCACCACGGCCCCUUUCUUCAGUAGCACCACGCCAGGCUCCAGACCCCCGAUGCCAGGAGCCCCUAGUACGCAGGCAAUGCCUUCCUGGCCCACUGCGGCGUAUGCUACCUCCUCCUACCUCCACGAUUCCACUCCCUCCUGGACCCUGUCACCCUUUCAGGAUGCUGCGGCCGCCUCUUCUUCCUCACCCUCUUCCAUCUCUUCCACUACCACCACCCCAGAAACUAGCACCAGCCCCAAAUUUCAUACUACGACAUACUCCACUGAACGAUCUGAGCACUUCAAACCCUGCCGAGACAAGGACCUAGCUUAUUGUCUCAAUGAUGGCGAGUGCUUUGUGAUUGAGACCCUGACGGGAUCCCAUAAACACUGUCGGUGCAAGGAAGGCUACCAAGGAGUCCGUUGUGAUCAGUUUCUGCCGAAAACAGACUCCAUCUUAUCGGAUCCAACAGACCACUUGGGGAUUGAAUUCAUGGAGAGUGAAGACGUUUAUCAAAGGCAGGUGCUGUCAAUUUCAUGUAUCAUCUUUGGAAUUGUCAUCGUGGGCAUGUUCUGUGCAGCAUUCUACUUCAAAAGCAAGAAACAAGCUAAACAAAUCCAGGAGCAGCUGAAGGAGUCACAGAAUGGAAAGAACUACAGCCUCAAGUCACCCAACACCAUGACAAAGUCUGAGAGCUUGAUGAAGAGUCAUGUACAGCUACAAAGUUAUUCAAAGGCAGACAGGCAUCCUGUGACUGCACUGGAGAAAAUAAUGGAGUCAAGUUUUUCAAGUUCCCAGUCAUUCCCCGAGCUCCCUUCUCCUGACAGAGGAAGCCAGCCUGUCAAGCACCACAGCAGGAGUAUUUCUUCUUGCUGCAGCCCAGGACAAAGGAGUGGAAUGCUGUAUAGGAAUACCUUCAGAAGGACACCACCCUCUCCCAGAAGUCGAUUGGGUGGCAGUGUAGGACCAGCAUAUCAGCAACUGGAAGAAUCAAGGAUCCCAGACCAGGAUACGAUACCUUGCCAAGGGAUAGAGGUCAGGAAGACUAUAUCCCACCUGCCUAUACAGCUGUGGUGUGUUGAAAGACCCCUGGACUUAAAGUAUACGUCCAAUGGCUUAAGAAGUCAACAAAAUGCGUCAAUAAAUAUGCAACUGCCUUCAAGAGAAACAAACCCCUAUUUUAAUAGCUUGGAUCAAAAGGACCUGGUGGGCUAUUCAUCCCCAAGGGCCAACUCUGUGCCCAUCAUCCCUUCGAUGGGUCUAGAAGAAACCUGCAUGCAAAUGCCAGGGAUUUCUGAAGUCAAAAGCAUUAAAUGGUGCAAAAACUCCUACUCUGCUGACAUUGUCAAUGCGAGUAUUCCAGUCAGCGAUCGUCUUCUAGAAGAGCAACAGGAAGUGAAGAUAUUACUAGAGACUGUGCAGGAACAGAUCCGUAUUCUGACUGAUGCCAGACGGUCAGAAGACUAUGAACUGGCCAGCGUGGAAACUGAGGACAGUGCGAGCGAAAACACAGCCUUUCUUCCCCUAAGUCCCACGGCCAAAUCAGAACGAGAGGCACAAUUUGUCUUAAGAAAUGAAAUUCAAAGAGACUCUGUGUUAACCAAGUGACUUGAGAUGUAGGAAUCUGUGUGUUCUCUGCUUUGCUCAACAGGAAAGAGAGGAAAUUAAAUACAAAUUAUUUAUAUGCAUUAAUUUAAGAGCAUCUACUUAGAAAAAAAAAACCAAAUAGUCUGCCGCCCUCAUAUCAUAGUGUUUUUUAACAAAAUAUUUUUUUAAAGGGAAAGAAAUGUUUUAGGAAGGAUAAAGCUUGCCAUUAAAGCUUUUAGGGAGGAUUCUGAAUCCAAUUCUAGUUAGUCCCAACACUGUCCUCUUUGGCUCAUGGAAGAUUUGGCCAAUUCCAACCUCUGGCCUCAUAGUGCCAGUGUCUGUAUGGAAAAGAAACUGGUUUUUGCCUAGCUUCAAAGAGAUGAGCUGUAUCCCAAGGGUGGAUGUGCCAGUGGGUAGGUAGCCCUAGCCAUUUGGCUCUUGAGUUCCAACCCCUAAAUUUCUAUUCAUCAAUGCUCUCACCACAGUUUAUGUCAUGUCAAGGAAUGUAGUGCUUUGUAUUUGAUUUGUAAAGAAUGGCAGGAAAGCAUGAACAGGAAGGAAGAUGGAAAAUAGGAGUAAACUGGACGAUCUUAGCUCCCCACAUGUGCCAUCUUUCUUUGUAAUUUGAAAGCACAGAACCUCAGAGGAAGGUGUGAAAUUAUGAUAGAAAAAGAGACAAAAAAUUGACAAUGAUGUGCUACUAAAAUCAUGCUAAUAGUAAUGUUUUUCUUGGAGAGUAUUUAGAAGGUCUGAAAGGACACCUUUCAGUGUGUGUGUGUGUGUGUGUGUGUGUGUGUGUGUGUGUGUGUGUGUGUGUACCUGUGUGCACAGGUGUGAGCGUGUGAGUGUGUGGGCUUGCUCACCCAAGCACAUAUGCUGUAUGCACAUGUGUUCCUUGUAUGUAUGCGUGUGCAUGUGUGUGAAUAUUAAAGCUUGCUAAAAUUUAUUCUGAAACAUCAGGGAAUCUUACAUUAAAAGAAAAUUUCCCUCUUAGAUCUUUUCACUUUAAAAUUUUCCAUUAAAUAUAAAUUUGGUUAGUGAGUUCUUGAACCAAGGUAACUUGCAUGGAGGGGUCUUAUAAAAACUCUCGACAAUGUCUAGACCAUUUUUUGAUGUGAAUACUAUUGAAAAGGGCAGUCUUUGGCUUAUUGAUAUCAGUACCACAAAGAAAAUUAAUGGAGGAGUGUUUAUUUUGAAUCAUUUACUUUAAUUACUGACACAAGCCACUUAUCAAUUUAACAGUUGACUACUUUAUUUCUUGUCAUCUUCAUUGCUGUUUUACAGUAAGUCUGCUCUGUAGAGCACUGGCUUCUCCGGUUAACAUGGAAGGAAGAAAUUGUUGAAAAUCACAAAUCCCAGACUAUUCAGUUCACAAGCAAUGCCCCCAAACAGUAAAUUGUGUUGUAUGUUCAUUUGGAAUAAAGCAAUAUUUUUACCACUGCUAAGGUGAACUGAAAACCUCCUGAAGAUGUGUCUGUUUUAUUUUCCCUUAUUUUCAUGGGGCAUUCAAGGAAAGUAGUGUUCACAUACCCAGUCUUUAUCUGAUUAUUGGUGGUGUUGUUAUGUUUACACUGUUUAAAUAAAAAGGCACAGUAUUUGAAAGUA